This is a messenger RNA of Penicillium brasilianum, 1095 nucleotides long. The record is from the annotation of a GenBank genome assembly. Lineage: Eukaryota; Fungi; Ascomycota; Eurotiomycetes; Eurotiales; Aspergillaceae.
AUGGCAUCCAUUCGACCCCGCCCUAACUCUCUCCGCGCCCUCCAGGCUGCGUCGACAGCAGCGCGACCAACAUACCGACACUUCACUUCUCGUUUCCCCUCAUCCUCUCCUCUCUCCAGAAAAGCGCCCAUCACUCGCAACCACUCUACAUCCUCCGUCUCUCCCGAUGAACUCUCCCACUUCUCAGCCCUCGCCAGCUCCUGGUGGGAUCCAAUGGGUCCAUCCCGUAUCCUCCACCUGAUGAAUCCCCUCCGACACGAGUUCAUCGCAUCCUGCCUAGCCGACAGCCCUCCUCCAACGACCACCGACACCGCCAGCGCAAGCUCCUCAACCGCCGCAAACCUACACUACAUGGACAUUGGCUGCGGCGGCGGAAUCUUCGCCGAAUCCCUCGCACGCACAAUCCCACUCGACCCAUCCGCUCCGGCGCCAACCGCAACCCGCGCAGCCUCAAUGACAGCCAUCGACCCGUCCACAAUGCUCAUCCAAGUUGCCCGUGACCACGCACGCAUGGACCCCACGGUCGACGCACACCUCCGCAGCGGAAAAUUCAAAUACCUAAACACCACCCUGGAAGACGUCCUCGCAUCCGGAUCCCCAUCCGGAUCUCCAUCCGGAUCCUCUCCAUCCGGGUCCACGACUGGCGAAAUCACGCACCCCCAGUUCGACAUGGUCACUCUCUUCGAGGUCAUCGAACAUAUCGACCCUACAACGACGACCCCGCAAGCCUUCCUCUCCAACUGCCUGCGCGCCCUCAAACCCGGCGGCUGGCUCAUCGGUUCUACCAUCUCCCGCACGUUCCCUUCCUUCCUGCUUAACCAGGUCAUUGCCGAAGCGCCGUGGCCGAUUGGCGUCGUCCCGCGCGGUACGCACGAGUGGAGCAAGUUUGUGAAUCCGCCGGAGCUCCAUGCGUGGGCGCAGGAGGGUCUGAUGCGGGCUGCGGAUACGGCGACCAGUCGUGGCGGACCGAGUGCGCUGGAGGGGAUGGAUUGGAAGUGUAUGGGGACGAUUUAUGUUCCUGGAUUGGGAUGGAAGCUGGUGCCGGGAUCGGAGAGUUGGGGGAAUUACUUUUGGGCAGUUAAGAAGGGUGUUUGA